AUGCCUGCGAGAUCGUUCAAAAAGCUAGUUAUCGCCGUGAGUGGGACAUUUCCAAAGCUCAAACAAUCGGACUUGAAGUCGAUGAUUGAGGACAAUGGUGCUACAUUCAGCACCUCCGUUACUGAUGACCUUACCCACCUCGUCACCACAGACAGGGAUGUGGACAAGGAAUCAUCAAAGUACAAACAAGCAAGCGCCGUCACAGGCUGCCAAAUUGUCUCACUUGACUGGCUCAUUGAAUCGACCGAGAAAAAGAAACCACUGCCAGAAGGACGAUAUGUCCUCGGCAAGGGUGCAAACCGCCCUGCGUCCCAGGCCGAGCCUACGCCUGAGCCAGACACCAAAAAGAAUGGAAACGGCACUGACAAGAAGCCUGAAUCAAAAAAGCGCAGUGCAGUGAAGGAUGAACCGGCAGAGGAACCUAACAAGAAGCUAAAGGACAUCCAGAAGGCUAGUUCAAAGUUUCUGAAUGUCCCAGUCGACGAAGGCUUCAAUGAGCAUUGGGGCGGCUUUACAAACGCCACGGUCUACAUCGAUGACGCAGGUUUGAUCUGGGAUGCCACCUUGAAUCAAACUGUGUCGGCCAGCAAUGCCAACAAAUUCUAUCGCGUCCAACUACUGGUCGGCAAGAACCAACAAUACAUUACUUGGACCCGAUGGGGCCGGGUUGGAGAGCACGGACAGUCAGCCAGGCUUGGAAGUGGCAGCUUGGAAGAAGCAAUCAGACACUUUGAAGCCAAGUUCAAGAAUAAGUCGGGCCUGAAGUGGGAAGAUCGCCUGGCUACUCCGAAGAAUGGGAAAUACACGUUCCUUGAGCGCAACUACGAAGAAGAUGACGAAGACAAAGAAGACGAAAAGGAGGUCAAGAAGGAGAACGGGGCCAAGCAGGAGAAUGGAGUCAAAGUUGAGAGUGGUCUCUCAAAACCGGUCCAGUCCUUGAUGAAAUUCAUUUUCAACAACAACCACGUCCUCGAGGCUCUGGCAGCAAUGUCUUACGAUGCAAAGAAAAUGCCUCUCGGAAAGCUCAGCAAGAGGACCCUGACAAAUGGCUUCUUAGCUCUGAAGGAACUAUCCGAGCUUAUCGCAGCACCGGCCUCCGCGAAUGCGAAGUACGGGCUCCCAUAUAUCAAUGCUAUUGAGAGCCUAAGCGACCGCUAUUACACCUUGAUUCCCCAUGUCUUUGGCCGCAAUCGACCUCCUACUCUAGGAAGCAAUGAGCAAAUCAAGAAGGAAGUAGAGCUUCUUGAGGCACUGACCGAUAUGGAUGUCACCAACGAGAUUAUGAAAGACAACCAGGGUGCCGAUGAGAUCCAUGAGCUGGAUCGCCAGUUCAAGAGUCUGGGAAUGGAGGAGAUGGUUGAACUGAGCCCCGAAUCAACCGAGUUCAAAGAGCUUGAAGACUACCUCCAAAACUCCCGUGGCUCAACCCACCACCUAGAAUACAAAGUUAUCAACAUCUUCCGCAUCGAACGCCAAGGCGAAAAUGAUCGCUUCAACACAUCUCCCUAUGCCAGUAUCGCCAACAGCGACCGCCGCCUCCUCUGGCACGGGUCCCGCAGUACAAACUUCGGUGGAAUCCUCAGCCAAGGUCUCCGAAUUGCACCGCCAGAAGCCCCAGUCAACGGCUACAUGUUCGGCAAGGGAGUGUAUCUGGCCGACACAUCCAGCAAAUCCGCCAACUACUGCUGCCACUACAACAGUGGCGGCAUGGCUCUUCUCCUACUCUGUGAUGCCGAAGUCGGCGCCCCAAUGCUGGAACUUGAGACCAGCGAUUACAAUGCCGGCGAUGUAUGUAAGCAGACCGGGAAACUCGCAACUCUCGGAAAGGGUCGCAAUAUCCCUGGUGGGUGGAAGGAUGCCGUUUGUUUGAAUCCUGCUUUGGAGGGUGUUACGAUGCCUGAUGUCGGGAUCAAGCAGCAGCAGGCGCAGAGUGCGGGGCUUUACUACAAUGAGUACAUUGUUUAUGAUGUUGCUCAGAUUCGGCAGCGGUAUUUGUUCCAGGUUCAUAUCAAGUGA
Molecule: messenger RNA, 2016 nt
Organism: Penicillium canescens
Lineage: Eukaryota; Fungi; Ascomycota; Eurotiomycetes; Eurotiales; Aspergillaceae
Exons: 5
Coding region: 1-2016 (671 amino acids)
Molecular function (GO): NAD+ poly-ADP-ribosyltransferase activity
Source: RefSeq, a predicted model, not a curated record